AUGGUCUAUACAGAUAAAUGUUCAGUUUUGAGAGAUAUUGAAUGGAGAGAUAACUGUCGAUUUUUAGUAAUCCACAAAGAUGAAACACCAUCUGAUUGGAAGACCCGAAUCUGGGAUCAGUUGACUAAUUAUAAGAAUAAUAAUCGUUUAACUGAUGAUAAAAAGCGAUAUCUUAUCAUCAGAAAAAUGAAAUAUUUAUGGAAAGAUGAUCUUAGCCAUGCUGUAGGCGUAAGUAUAGCAAUAUGUUAUUCGUGCAAUGAACUAGUUUACUCUAAAAUAGGACGUGAGUAUGAGUAUAGAUUUCAUCAUUUUAUGAAUGAGCAUUGGAGUACAAAUUGCACAGGAAAUGCUUAUUGUGAUAUUAGUUAUAAAGACUAUAUGGAACUUAAAAGCAAAUCCGAAGUUAGCAACUUCUACUUCGAAAAAGAAGCAAUUCAUCGUUAUGAAUUGUGGAUGCAAAAUGCUAUCAGAAGAGUUAAAC
Racocetra persica is the source of this 481-nucleotide messenger RNA. The record is from the annotation of a GenBank genome assembly. NCBI's taxonomy places the organism in Eukaryota, Fungi, Glomeromycota, Glomeromycetes, Diversisporales, Gigasporaceae.